Messenger RNA from Impatiens glandulifera, 735 nucleotides. RefSeq names its product trafficking protein particle complex subunit 2-like protein. The record is from RefSeq and is a predicted model, not a curated record. The transcript is spliced from 5 exons. Gene Ontology annotation, cellular component: TRAPP complex; nucleus; cytoplasm. Lineage: Eukaryota; Viridiplantae; Streptophyta; Magnoliopsida; Ericales; Balsaminaceae. Bases 138 to 569 code for a protein of 143 amino acids. Gene Ontology annotation, biological process: endoplasmic reticulum to Golgi vesicle-mediated transport.
AAGUUUCCGAACCGGAUUUGGAAACCGGUCGAGCCAAAUCAUGAAAGGAGAUGAAAUGCACUGAAUCGCUUGAUCUGAUCUCCACCGCCCCGUCGUCUCCCCCAUAGUAGUCCGAUCGAUCAUCGUCGGCGAUAAAGAUGAUCGUCUGCGUUGCUGUUGUCGGUCACCAGAACAAUCCUCUUUACAUCCAGAGUUUCACCGAAGCAGACGACGCCCUAAAGCUUCAUCACAUAGUCCAUUGCUCCCUUGACGUUGUUGAUGAAAGAGUGAAUAAUCCAAAGAAAUCAGGGCCAACACUCAAUGAAACAUUCCUUGGUCUUCUUUAUCCAACUGAAAACUACAAAGUGUAUGGAUAUUUGACCAAUACUAAAGUGAAGUUUAUAUUAGUGACAACCGAUCUUGAUGUUCGCGAUGCAGAUGUUAGAAAUUUUUUCAGGAGGUUCCACUCAGCUUAUGUUGAUGCAGUUUCAAACCCGUUUCAUGUUCCUGGGAAAAAGAUAACGUCUAGAAAAUUUGCAGAAAAUGUUAGCAACAUUGUCAAGUCGUUUGGAUCAAGUUCUACCGGAUGAGAAUCGGGCUUCAUCAGGUGUUUUAAGGAUUUAUCAACCUCAAUUUUUCAUCUUUUUUACAUUGUUCUUUGCCUUUGGGUAAAUGACACACCUAUGUUUAUUCUUACACAAUUAUUGAAUUUAUGUUUUAAGUGAAGAUCGUUUAAUGGAUUUCAUUAUUCAUACA